Molecule: messenger RNA, 621 nt
Organism: Plasmopara halstedii
Lineage: Eukaryota; Oomycota; Peronosporomycetes; Peronosporales; Peronosporaceae
Exons: 4
Coding region: 1-621 (206 amino acids)
Source: RefSeq, a predicted model, not a curated record
AUGGACUCAACAGCUUCGAGUGGCGUUAACGAUAGCACCGAGGUCGAUUCACAGAAUGAAGCUUCGUUUAACAAAAAGCAUACAAAAGCUAAUGGUGACGAGAUACAAAGAAGUUCUUGUGACUGUACAAGGAGCCACAAAUGGGCUCAUACAUUUCAUCAUCCCAUGAGCAGCGAGAGUAAGCUGGCUUAUCUAUCUCAGACGCAAUCAAUGAAUGCAUUCUACAAAUUAAGUGGUUCCAAAUCCUCCGCGGAAGACUUUGCUGCGCACCAUGUGCACAUUUUAGACGACAAUCAAUUCAAUGAUUUGUGCCGCAAAGCUAAGGUCCAACCAACGGUGUUACUCAAUGACAAACGGCAAAAGAACGAAAUCCGUCAACAAAAGGUAAAGAUCCAGCAGCUUAAAGCCGAGGUAUUUCGUCUGCGCCAAAGUGAAGCCCAGCUGGAGCAGUACGAACAUCGUUCGGUGAAGACGCUGAAAAAAGAAUUAAGAAUGCGCCGAAAUGAGGUCGCUGACCUCUCAAUCAAGAUUCAAAAUGCUGCCAGAGAAGAAAAUGAAUGGGUACGUAGAUCAACUUCGUGUCUUGAAUCGUUCAAACCUUUUACAGGUAUUCCGUGGUAA